Messenger RNA from Epithele typhae, 858 nucleotides. RefSeq lists its product as uncharacterized. The transcript is spliced from 2 exons. The record is from RefSeq and is a predicted model, not a curated record. NCBI's taxonomy places the organism in Eukaryota, Fungi, Basidiomycota, Agaricomycetes, Polyporales, Epitheliaceae. The annotation marks the transcript as partial.
AUGUUUGUUUGUAUUCAGGACAAUGUGCCCGCGCAAGCACCAACAGAGACAGUCCGUGCAGGUGCAACACUCGACUAUUUGCGCGUAAGCUCUCAUUAUCUGUGCUGUAUCGAGCACCACGUAACCUUUUUUGAUCAGAACAUCCUCCCAAAGCCCGAGAAGUAUACAAGCGCACAAAUUCAAGGUGCAUGGCAUUCGAGUAGAAUGAUGGCAGAAAAUGAGAGUCAAGAGCUUGUAGCAGAAUGGAACAAAGAGAUCGAUGGUCUCUUGACAUUCAUCGGUUUGUUCUCGGCCGCGCUCACCGCUUUCAAUACCAUCUCUUUUGCCUUCAUUCAGCCGCAGACGAACAGUACAUCAAAUGCUACGGUUCUACAGGCGAUUUUGCAACUAAGAAGUGUCAUCCUCGACUCGUCCCUCGCCAGCUCUUCACCGGUGAUCGACGCCGCUCUGCAGUCCCCCACGCACCCGCCGAGCUGGACCGUCUGGGUGAACGCCCUCUGGUUCACAAGUCUUACGUUCAGCUUAUCCUCGGCAACCAUGGCCAAGCAGUGGCUGAAGGAGCAUAGAAUCGGGGUGCGAGGGAGUUCCGCCGACAUCGCAAGACUACGCAUGUACCGGCUCAUGAACCUCCAGGCAUCGCAUAUCGCCAUCAUCGUCGCUCUCGUACCCCUACUCCUCAUCGCCGCCCUCGUGCUGUUUUUCGCAGGCCUCCUCAUCCUCCUCUUUCAUGCAAACAAGGCCGUCUUCUCAGUAACCUUCGUAUUCGUGGGCAUCCUGCUGCUCUUCGUCAUCGGCACAACCGUCCUUCCCAUCAUCGACUCUACGCGCUGCUACUUCUCCCCUCAAGCUCAGAUUGUC